CUCGAAGAUUCCGUGGUCGUCCUCUGCGCAAUUACGUUGUGCUAUCCUGUGACGAAUAUCCGGAGUGGCUACGUGAUCAUUCCUCGUCUAAAGCACAAGGUCAAGGAGCAUCAAGUGCAAGUAAAAGUACAUCCUCCACUUCUCCUGGAACAACUGGCACUCUCGCUUCUGCAUCUAGUUCCCAUGCAACUACUCUUGCAACUAGCAAGCGGAACGGCAACGACGCAAACAAGACCAGUUCGUUAACCGCGAUUUCGACAAAUCAUCAUGGUCAGUAUAUCUCGUCAUCUUCUUCUUCUGGCUCAACGUCCUCUCUUCCGCCAUGCCUGCUACUUGAAGAAGCAGCGCUGGCGCUGUCGGGCUGGCGACCUGUGGUGCUGAAGUACAAGCCUUUGAUGUUGGGAAACAAGUCAAGAACAAAUUAUGCCUUUUUGGGAACGGUGUUUGUGAACGUUCGAGAGUCGUGGGCUCACAAUCUUUGUCGCAUCCUCGGGCGAAGUAACCUGAUGCAUCGCGACCAAAUUGCAGGCGAUCUGGUAUCCUGUGGUGCUGAAGGAGAUUUAGACACACUUCUAUCGACAUCAAGAACAUCAACAUCUUCAAGUACCUCCUCCGAUGCGAUGAAUAUGAUGUUGAUGUUGUCGACUUCGUUCUUGGGUGUGCAGGUAUUCCGCGAGGAGGAAACGCCUGCCAGUGCAGCAUCCGUGGCGGGUGCCUUAUACGGCCGGGGACUAGGCAACUCGCGGGCUACCAGAUUCCGACUGCUGUACAGUACACAAGCCAUUGUCCCUGGUCUGCACCCGGUGGAACAACCAGCUAAUACAUCAGGAUCAGGAUCCGCCACUAACUUAGUAAACUUAGCCACUUCAACUUCUUCCACGAACGAAGAUGAUGAUGGUGCUCUAUCUCCCCUUCCAGUAUUGGUUUUUUGUUUCACCAACUUUGGGCCGGCUUUAGCAUCGUGUGUUGAUGGUAGUGCAACUUCUACUGCAGGAGCUCGAAACAAGAAUAAGAGCUGCAAGGAAAAUCUAGUACAGUCUUCAACAACAGCAGCAGCCUCGUCGUCCUCGCCCACUAGUUGUACAACGGUAGAAGCAAAGUCGGUGGCAAAUAACCGUGGGGGGGCGAAUAAGCAGAAGCGUCGAAAGGAAGCGGCAAGAAGAGCUAGUACAACAAAUGCGGUUCUUGUUGCUGGAACCGAACAAAUGAUAAAGAAUCAUGGUGAAGCAGAUGAAGUGGUCCUCAAAGUUGCAGCUUCAUCAUCUGGAGUUUCUUUGAACGCAGAUGAACACGCAGAAGGAGAUGAAGCUCGUUUCGAGCGCAUUUCUGCGUCGGCUGAAGAUCCAGCAUUGGUUUCAACAACUACAUCUACCCUUCAUCAAGGAGCAAAGGUAGAGGUCGUUGAUCUACAACUACAAGGUGAUGAACAGAAAUGCGGCGAAAAACAAGACACCAGCAGCAGGCGGGUCCUCGUUGUAGAAGCAGUUGUAGACAAAGAACCUCCUAAUGUUGACGAGCGGGAGGAGCAGGACGAUAUCAUGAUGAUUUCUAAGAAGUCAAUGACGCCAUCGGAAGAGGUCGUUACACCAGAUGUACAACGUACUUCGAGAUCGACGGAUGACGAGGUUGCGACAGAUCAUGAAGACGCUGAUUCUUCACCAACAACUCAAGCAGAGACGACUGCUGAGAAGGCUGGCAGUGGUGGUUUAGCAGAUAGCACCAAACAAGACGCAAAAGAACAGAUCGUCGUAGGUCCCGACCGGACUUUGAUGGAGGUUUCCGGGAAGAGGACAUCGAAGACACCUGGAGGUAUUGAUACAAUUGCCAGCAGCAGCUCUCUAGUCAUCGACACAGAAGGUGCUGGGGAGGAUGAAGAAGGAAAUCUUCAAAGUUCACCUGCUGAAGACUUUUGGGCUUUUCCUCUCCCUGCACAGGAGUAUGCCUUCUUGGUGCGAAACAAGAGUAGUCGCUUGAAGAAGCUGCUUCAAAAGUGGAGUCUUAGCAAAGUCGACGAAGCGUCCUCCAGUACUGCAAAAAUCAACAACAACGCAACACAGGCUGGGAAAAGUCCGCGUCGAGAUAUUCUCUCCCUCGCAUCUGCCUCUACUGCUAUCAAGUACCAUGUGUAUGACGUGAUGUUGUGCAGUGCAUGUGGUGCAGCUGAUGAAGGGGAUCAUGAAAAAUCUUCUGGUGGGACGUUGAGCAUAGACUUCAGUAGGCACCAAGGCAGCCCCUGUAGUACAUCUACAAAUAGACAACCACGAAGUCCUACCUCGUCCAGUGGCGUCGAAAACGGUGCGACCACCCUUCGUUUGCGCGGUCAGGUAGAGGAUCUGCACAGAUUUGCAGAGGCGUUGAAGGAGGUUCUAAAUCUCGAAAAAAUAGUUUUACGGGAGGAUGCUUUUGCUUUCGUUUAUCGUACGCGCGCACGCAAGGACGGACCCCUGCAGAAGAUUCUGGCAAUACCUGGAAUUCACGACUGCCAAUUAGACCCGGAAGCGCUUUCUUUGAACUUGAGAGGCGGUGGCGCGGCAUGUGCCUCUGUACGAGAGAGGAUCAGGCCAUAUCUUCGGCUUCGCCCCGGUGCCGGUCAGUCUCCCGCCGGUAAUGUUAACAUCGGAGCACAGUCAGCACCGGAAGGGGAUUCAGAAGCUGCAGACAAAAGUCAGUUGUUAAUUCCUUUGGAUGACCCUGACGCAGUUGAGCGGGAACACACGGCGUGGCUCGAGGAGAAAAGGGCCAGACAAGAGAAAGAGGCUGCUGAAGCAAAACGAAAAGCGAUGUCAAGGAAAGCACCAUGCAAUGUUGUUGCAUCGGAUAGGGGCUCGAGCAGUGAAAGUUCUAGUUCUACUGUACUACUAAAAAGCAACAAGGGCGACAGGAAUUUGAAUGCAACUUCAGGAGCUAACACAGCACUGACGCAUUCGGCAAGUUCAGCGACAUUGAAUCCCGCGUCAGAGCCUUUUUAUCCAGCAGCGAUGCGAGCAGCUCAGGGUGCUGGUGCCGGUGUUUGGUACAAUGACUAUCAGCAUGGGACAACAUCUGCUACCUCUGCAUGGAUGAACCACUGGACUAUGCCGACCGCCAGUUCUUCCUCCUCUGGUGCAGCAUUAGGUGGUCAGCAUCAGCAGGGUUUUGCUGGAACGACUGGACUAUCAACUUCUACGACCUAUUACAACAAUCCCUGCGGCACUUCAUCAUCAUCUCUCAUUCAAGUGGAAGGUGGUGCUUCUUUUUCUGCAGUUGGAAGUGAGAGAAGAUGGACUCCGAGUGGUAUGUUGACAGCCCAUGAUGGAGGAGGAGGUGGAGCAGAUCUCUGUAUCUACCAGAAUCAGGAACUUCAUCAACGAGGUCGUGGUGCAACCGCACCUAGUAGAGGAGGACAGCAUGAUCAGCAAAAUAUAAAUAGAUCGCAGUUAUUGCACCUUCGUGCACUCACAUGCAACAGCCCUAGUGAUGCUUACCUCCUGGCCGCGAUCCGGAGUCUAUCGUGUCUCACACCAUUGCUGCGUCGUACAGCUUUGCUGCGUAGCCAAUUUUUAGAGGGCGACGCAUCAAGCACAAGCACUCAGAACAUAUUUACUACAUCUUCAAGCACAGGAGACAAUCGAAACAACAUGGUCAACACAUCUUCGAGUCUGGCAAGAACGGGAAGCACGUCUGCCUCUUCAUCUAGCGCACCUUCUACGCAUCUUGGCUCAGAUGCUGUUGACGAUCCGGUUGUGCUGAUACUGGACUACUUCCUGCAUCCAGGAGUGGAGUCUCUCAAUGUUAGCAAGAUAGACAUCCUCCAAGAACUAGCAAAGGAGGUGAUAAAAGGCACAACAACUACUAAUGCGACUACGACAUCCACAUCCACAUCCACCACAACAUCUACUCUUUCAUCCUCAUGGAGCGUGUGCGAGCAGAGAGAAGUCAUAGUUGUCGGGGAUGAUGAAUCUGUCGACGUCGAGGACGAAAGAAGUACUACUGCUGUAAGACUGCUCGACGGGGGCGAGUCUGGUGUCGUCCUGCUCCCAAAAUCGAAGUCUGCUCCGCCAAGAACGACGACCACUUCAUCUGCUAUAGAAGACGGUAGCAAGAAAACGACUCCAUGUUGUCCGCUAAAACGUGUGGUCGAAUUUUUCGCAGUUCUAAUGCGCAACUCAGCUCUUCUGCAGUCAGGAACGGUUCUGCUCGACGGUAAAGAAGCGGACGAGUUUCUGCGCACAGGCGACGUACCAGCUACGCAUGACGAGAUGAACAAAGAACAAAUCGGCGUUCUGGCAAUUUCGUCAACAUCAGAUAAUAUGAUAGACCACGACACGGACAACAAGAAAGAGGCCGAUCAGCUGAUCUAUGUUGACAAGGCAGCUUCGCGUCUUGUAGGUGCUAUUGUUUACUACAGCGAGAGAACGCAAGAAGAUGACGAGAGCGCUCCUCUGGCUUCGUUCGCACUGCUGGGAGGAAAGUGGCACCGUUUUCAGCAGACUUCAGAGAAGGACGUCGUAACGGAAGACAUGCAGGUAGUGGUGGAAGGGGAAGUGACUGAGGCGAUAAGAAUGUCAAAAUUGACUAAUCGUACUUCAUCAGGAAGUCCUGCAGGAGCAGAGAGUUCUUCAUUCGGGGGUUCCGCUGCAACACCUUGUGCCAUUCUUUUCUAUGUACCAAAAUCAUUUAAUGCUGGAACUUCUCCGGCUGGUAAGCGCAACAUCGGAGGAGCAUAAAGUAGAAGAUAUCGAUAUUUUUAUAAUGCUAGUUGUCUCUCGACUCCUGUUUGAUGACGAGGAUUUAGGUCAUAAUUUUUUAGGUGGUUACUCAGUCUACUCUGUCUCCGUUUACAUUUUGCUUUCAUUGAUUAUGGAUUUGGAUCAUUCAUCAAAAACAGGUAUUCUUACCAACAAAGAAAUAGUACUAAUAACAAUAAGUAGUAGAAGAUAAGUUGCUCGUGUGGCUCAGGUGCGGGCAGCUUCGGCUGUCUUCGUGUAGUCCUUCAUCUCCUUUUCUCCAUCAACAAGAACAUCAAUAUCUUCACUGACCUUGAACUUCAUGUUGAUGUGCAGGUAAUAAAUUAGUUCUUUUCAAUGUAUCAAUAUCAUCAGAAUGUUCUUAACAUAUAAAGUACAUGUUGUUAUUUGUUCAUGAUUUUUUUUGAAUAUCUUGGCGUGUUUGAUGUGUACCACGCAAGCGUAGACAUUGUAUGACCGAGGCGGUUGAUGUUUAUCUGUUGCUGUUCUUACUUUUGGGUUAUUAAUAGGUUGUUCUUUCAAGAUCAAGAGGUACUAAUGGUCACAAGCAUUUUCCUUCUAAAUUUUCCUGUGUAGUUGAUUUUUCUCCUUCAGGAGUGCGCUACACGAAUCCUAAUAUAAUAACUUGACGAUAAGUUACAACUUAGGAGCUAGUUUUCUAGAACUUCCACGUAAUACAGUUCCUUAGGUGAUCGAGUACUAAGGAUCGCAAUAGCACGGAGCGUUCAACACAUGACAAGCAUCUCGUUGAAGCUUUCUCCCCUGAAAGCAGCACGUCCUCGAAGACGAGACUACAAGAAGCAUCUUGUUGAAGCUUUCUUCCAUUAAAGAGAAAACAAGAAGUAACUCGUUGAAACAAGAAGCAUCUUGUUGAUGCUUUCUUCCAUGAAAGCAGCGCG
Messenger RNA from Amoebophrya sp. A25, 5626 nucleotides. NCBI's taxonomy places the organism in Eukaryota, Dinophyceae, Syndiniales, Amoebophryaceae. The record is from the annotation of a GenBank genome assembly.